Messenger RNA from Siniperca chuatsi (mandarin fish), 1153 nucleotides. It is a transcript of the gene s100s, whose product is annotated as S100 calcium binding protein S. The transcript is spliced from 4 exons. Gene Ontology annotation, molecular function: calcium ion binding. Bases 204 to 554 code for a protein of 116 amino acids. Lineage: Eukaryota; Metazoa; Chordata; Actinopteri; Centrarchiformes; Sinipercidae. The record is from RefSeq and is a predicted model, not a curated record.
ACAGAAGCAGAGAGUAUGUAAGUGGGUGAAUGAGUUUGGGGGGGGGAGGUGAUAUUUAAGCCACUGGCAAACUCUCUCCCCAUCCAUCUCUGCCUUGGCUCAGUCCCCUGCACCUCUUCGAAGACAAAGGAGGCCCUCCAUCAGCACUCAGUCUCUCCACAAGUCCAGCACAAGAAGCUCCAAGAUGCCGGACACAAUGUGUCAUGUCCAAGGAGCCCAGUUCCAACCUGGAGAGUGCCAUGCAGAUGCUCAUAAAGACCUUCCACAAGUACUCGGGGAAGGAGGGCGACAAGUACACGCUGAGCAGGGGUGAACUGAAGGAGCUGCUGCUAGAGGAGCUGGGGACUUACUUAGGGACCUCCAAAGAUAAUGAAGCAGUUGAGAAGGUGAUGAAUGACUUGGACGCCAACAACGACGGGGAGGUGGACUUCACCGAGUUCAUCAUCCUGAUGGGCGCCCUCACUGUCGCCUGCAACGACUUCUUCCUGGAGUUCAAGACAGACGACAAACCGAAAGACGAAAGCAAAGGCAAUUCGGCGGAGAAGAAAGAUUGAAUCAGUGGAAGAGGGAAGGGGGGGAGAAAAGUGGGAGGGAGAGGUGGAAAGAGGGAGAACAGGAGGGGGGACAAGGAGGAGGGGAAAGAGAUGUAAAUCAGGAGAGAUAGAGGACAGAGUUGCAAUGGAUUUUUGUUUUGUGCAAUUUGUAAACACUACAACUACACAUGAGGGGAGCGGUGCAGCAGAUAGUUUGUGGGUUCACAGAACACGGGGCAUUCAGCAGGAGUAGUGUUUUCCCUCUGCAACAAUUUGUUCACACCGCAGCAUAUCCGGAGCUAGUUGCACUGUUCUCAAAGCAGUGAGCGACUUCAGAUACAGAACAGGGUACAUUUCAACUUCUUUCAACUCAAACAUAGCAGUUUUGACCGUUUCUUGUAUGUUCGGAAUAAGGUACUGGAAGGAAAGGAAGAACGCACACAAGGAUGUUUGAGCAUUUCUUGCACAUGAAUAAUUUACGAACAUAUACUAAGUUACAGAUUAUCAUAGUGUUGUAUGUACUCAGUGUUGAACAAUAGAAUAUGAUUGCGCCUAUUUUGUAAUCCUUUUUGGUAAUAACCAAUGCAUCCUUCAAAAUAUUAAACAUGGUAUUUAUCCUA